UUGAUGGGUUGCCAUGUCAACAGAACACAAACAGCGCUGGUGGAGCUCCUUCAGACACCACUUCACUGCACUCCCCCACGCCUCCCCCAGCCCGGGAAGGGCAUUUCCACAGUAACAGCUUCUCUUAACAGAGGUCAAGACAAUGGACGAGGAAAAUGAAAAUGCUUCCAUGGAGAGGGUAGUGCACAUGAUUGUGAGAAAGGCGACUCGUGCUGCACAAGAAUGUUAUCUAAAUAUUUUACGGAAGGAAGAAGAAGAAGCCGAAUACGUUGCCAGAAACAUUCAGUGGACAACAUGUGAGAACUUCUCAGUGGAGAAGGGACUGCAGCAAAUCGAAGAGUACAUUUCUCAGACGUGGGAGCUUCACGAGAGCUGGCUUCACUGCUCAGAGUUUCUUGGGGAAGAAGAUCUUCAGUACAGCAAGAAGUACCACUACAGAGUCCUCUGGAGCAUCCCAACACGCAGGAAACCCAUCCCACAAGCAACAGCAAGCACCUAUUUCGUGAUAGAGAUCUCAAAAACCAAACCUGUUAUCCUGCCUGUGGAGGUAUACUUCUUUCUGGAGUCCAGCAGGCUGAUUCACAGACCAGAACACUGUCGAUUUAGAGAAAAGUGGUUGAAGGACGUCAUUGAAAAUAAAAUCAUACUCAGGGAAAGGCUUAAGUUACUAUGAACAGCUUCAGCUCGCCACCACUCUGCUGGUAUUUUGUGGAGAAUCAACAGUUAUUUCUUCUUAACUUUUGGAUUACCUUGUAAGCGUGGAAGCAAAAUUUAAUCUGUAUUAAAUCAACUAUGGGCUGAGUA
Molecule: messenger RNA, 804 nt
Organism: Coturnix japonica (Japanese quail)
Lineage: Eukaryota; Metazoa; Chordata; Aves; Galliformes; Phasianidae
Gene: AKAP14
Product: A-kinase anchoring protein 14
Cellular component (GO): cAMP-dependent protein kinase complex
Molecular function (GO): protein kinase A regulatory subunit binding
Source: RefSeq, a predicted model, not a curated record